Molecule: messenger RNA, 1101 nt
Organism: Vicia faba (fava bean)
Lineage: Eukaryota; Viridiplantae; Streptophyta; Magnoliopsida; Fabales; Fabaceae
Source: the annotation of a GenBank genome assembly
AUGUCCUCUUCUCUCUCCACCCCUUUCCUCCACCAUUCUUCAACUCUUCGCCAUGGAACCAACCCUUUCCCUCACGCCACUUCCACUCCCAAACCCCGAUGCUUCAAGCCUUUCUCCGCGAAGUGCUCUCUCGACAACAUCCCCAAGCAGUUCAGACAGGAAAAUCUCAAAGAUGGAUUGAUGGACAACUACAAGAAUGUUCCUCAGUUUCUAUAUGGUCUUACUCCCUCACAAAUGAACAUGUUCAUGGCUGCAGACAAUCCUACACACAAGAUGUCUCAAAGAGUUACAGAGGAUAGCAUUUCAUCUGCCAAAAGUUAUUUGGAUCAUAGUGGAAUGGGUAGUGUAUCUAGCAUGGACAAUAAUGCCUCUUCAAGGAUCAGCAUGAGUGUAAGUAUGUAUAGAGGAGGUGGUAGGGGAAUGGGAAGACCUAGGAGGUCUCCACCGGAUUUGCCUUCUUUUCUCUUGGAUGCUCGAAUAUGUUAUUUGGGUAUGCCGAUUGUGCCAGCUGUGACAGAACUUAUUCUGGCUCAACUUAUGUGGUUGGAUUAUGAUAACCCAGAGAAACCUGUUCACUUAUAUAUUAACUCGUCUGGGACUCAGGAUGAGAAUAAUGAGACUGUGGGAUCAGAAACGGAUGCUUAUUCCAUAGCUGAUAUGCUUUCUUUUGUUAAAUGUGAUAUCUAUACUGUCAAUUUGGCCAUGGCUUUUGGCCAAGCUGCAAUGCUUAUGUCUUUGGGAAAAAAGGGUUAUCGUGCUGUCUUGCCACAUUCAUCAACAAAAUUAUUUCUCCCAAAAAUCCACAAAUCAAGUGGUUCUGUCACAGAUAUGUGGAUUAAGGCUAAAGAGCUGGAUGCAAAUUGUGAGUAUUACAUUGAGCUGUUGGCAAAAGGAACAGGGAAACCAAAGGAAGAAAUUGUCAAAGACAUCCAGUUGACUAGAUAUUUCCAAGCUCAAGAUGCCAUAGACUAUGGAGUUGCUGACAAAAUAUUGAACUCGGGAGAAGCUUCAUAUGAGAAGCGGAAUUAUAAUGAAUUGCGUGCUGCAAGAGCACUUAAUAGAGGUGGCCGGAACCCUCAAGCUGCUUCUUCGGGACUUUAG